Molecule: messenger RNA, 1353 nt
Organism: Fonsecaea multimorphosa CBS 102226
Lineage: Eukaryota; Fungi; Ascomycota; Eurotiomycetes; Chaetothyriales; Herpotrichiellaceae
Exons: 2
Coding region: 1-1353 (450 amino acids)
Biological process (GO): protein ubiquitination; positive regulation of DNA-templated transcription; ubiquitin-dependent protein catabolic process
Cellular component (GO): cytoplasm; nucleoplasm
Molecular function (GO): ubiquitin protein ligase activity
Source: RefSeq, a predicted model, not a curated record
AUGAAUGGGAUCGAGCGCACGGAGGACUCACCUGUCCUCGGUGCGAAGGAGACUUCACCGAAAUUGUACACAUACUCCCUUGCUCACCUGCACCUCAACGCUAACAUAACGCACCAGCUCGAACCCAGUGAAGCCCCGUCUACCUACGACUUCGACUUCGACCGACCGCCGUCUCUGCCUUUGCCCGCCGAACCGCCGUCAUCACUGCCCGCUGGCCUGCAUGACCACACUGGGCUACAGAACCAUAAUCCUUGGUCCGAAGACACGAACGACGAUGAUGGACCCAGUUUCACGACGUUCGAGUUUACGGCCACUGGUGGAAGUGGGAGAAUGGUUCUCAGCACCCGCUCAUGGAGGACCGAUGGGCGCAAUGUACGAACAGAUGAUCUCUAUGAAGCGCUUGAUGAGAUGGGACAAUUGCUUACCCGACUGGAUGAACUACAGAAUCGAGACAUGCCAGUUCCAUUUGGCCCUCUCGACCCCUUUGGAUUCCCGCGGGGACAAGGCGUGAUGGGACGACACGACCCUCCUCUCCAUUUGCAGCCGGCGGGUUUGCAAGAUCUCUUCUCUCUCAUUUUGCAAUCAAUGCAACCGGAAGGGCUUCGGGGUCCGGACGCUGAAGAUAGACAAAGAGGAGGCCAACCGCCUUUGCCAUUCGACCUUCUCCAACAAAUGCUCAACCCCGCGAAUGCUCGAUCUGGUGACAUGGUGUUCAGUCAAGAAGCAUUCGAUCGGGUUAUGACACAGCUCAUGGAACAACACAAUGGGAGCACCGCGCCUCCGCCCGCGUCAGAGGAAGCCAUCCUAUCCCUCAAAAAGAAGCAGGUGGAUAGAGAAAUGCUAGGCGAAGAAGGGAAGGCUGAAUGCUCGAUAUGCAUGGACAAUGUUGAGUUGGGCAACGAGGUGACCGUCCUUCCAUGCAAUCACUGGUUCCACGGUGACUGCGUAACAGCGUGGCUGAAAGAGCACGAUACUUGCCCCCAUUGUCGGAAACCCAUAACCGCUCCAGAAGAUCGCCAGCGGCCGGGACCUUCACGACGGAGACACAGUCGGCGAGCAUCUUCAGUAUCAAGUCCGCGUGCUUAUGGCCCUGAAGGCGGUCGUUACCCCCCAGCACCGAUCCCAGAGGGUCCCCGCACGAUACGAGAAGCUAGGGAGUCAUAUUAUGGAAGACCACAAGAGUACGACGUGGAACGCCCAGAAACCCAUCGCCAUUCAAGCAUUCAGAGUGACCUAAGACGGCAUAGCUCAAGAGGCCAAGGUGGAAGCAGUGGCGGAAGUCGCAAUGGUGGCAACGGUGGAAACGGUGGCGGAGUGACAGGCUGGUUUAGGAACCAUUUGCCGUUCUCUUGA